This is a messenger RNA of Propithecus coquereli (Coquerel's sifaka), 1505 nucleotides long. RefSeq names its product indoleamine 2,3-dioxygenase 1 (gene IDO1). Gene Ontology annotation, molecular function: heme binding; L-tryptophan 2,3-dioxygenase activity; metal ion binding. Gene Ontology annotation, cellular component: cytoplasm. Lineage: Eukaryota; Metazoa; Chordata; Mammalia; Primates; Indriidae. Gene Ontology annotation, biological process: 'de novo' NAD+ biosynthetic process from L-tryptophan. The coding region runs from base 14 to 1246 and encodes 410 amino acids. The transcript is spliced from 10 exons. The record is from RefSeq and is a predicted model, not a curated record.
GCAGACGGCAACAAUGGCGCAUGUUACAGCAUCUCCUAUGGAGCGUUCUUGGAAAAUCACUGAGGAAUACCACAUCGAUGAAGAUGUGGGCUUCGCUCUGCCAAAUCCACUGGAAAAGCUACCUGAUGAUUAUAAUGCCUGGAUGGUCAUUGCUGAGCACCUGCCUGCUCUGAUUGAGACCGGUCAACUCCGAGCAGAAGUUGAGAAGUUACCGAUGCUCAGCAUUGAUGACCUGCGAGGGCACAAACUGCAGCGCCUGGCGCAUCUGGUGCUGGGGUACAUCACCAUGGCAUAUGUGUGGAACAAAGGUGACGGAGAUGUCCGCAAGAUCUUGCCAAGAAAUAUUGCUAUUCCUUACUGCAAACUCUCUGAGAAGCUGGGACUCCCUCCUAUUCUCGUAUAUGCAGACUGUGUCUUGGCAAACUGGAAGAAAAAGGAUCCCAAUGGGCCCAUGACUUAUGAGAAUAUGGACAUUUUGUUCUCGUUUCCUGGUGGGAACUGCGGUAAAGGAUUCUUCCUGGUUUCUCUAUUGGUGGAAAUAGCAGCUGCUUCUGCAAUCAAAGUAAUUCCCAUUAUAUUCAGUGCAGUGCAGCACCAGGACCAGGAUACUUUGCAAAAGGCGCUGCUUGAUAUAGUUUCUUCCCUGAAGAAAGCUCUUGAAGCGUUUCACCAAAUCCAUGAACACGUGGACCCAAAACUGUUUUUCAAUGUUCUUCGCAUAUACUUGUCUGGCUGGAAAGGCAACCCCCAGCUGUCAGAGGGUCUGCUCUAUGAGGGGGUCUGGGACACCCCGAGGAAGUUCGCAGGGGGCAGUGCCGCCCAAAGCAGCAUCUUUCAGUGCUUCGAUGUCCUGCUGGGCAUCCAGCAGAGCGCUGGCGGAGAAUCCGCUGCUGAGUUCCUCCAGGAUAUGAGAACAUACAUGCCACCAGCUCACCAGGACUUUCUUCGCUCAAUAGAGUCGGGUCCAUCAGUCCGUGAAUUUGUCCUGCAGAAAGGUGGUGCCGACCUGCAGAAGGCGUAUGACGAGUGUGUGAAAGCUCUGGUCUCCCUGAGGAGCUACCAUUUGCAAAUAGUGACCAAGUACAUCGUGAUUCCUGCAAGGCUGCAGCCCAAGGAAAGCAAGAAGUCUGAAGGGCCCUCAGGGCUGGAAAACAAAGGAACUGGUGGCACGGAUAUCAUGAACUUCCUAAAGACUGUGAGAAGUACGACACAGAAAUCCCUUUUGAAGGAAGGAAGGUUAAUGUAACCAAGCAAGGAUACAUUUUACCAAAGCAAACACAUCUGCGUAUGUUCUGUCACUGCUCGUUGUAUCAGACCCCUGCAUUAACAAUGCGCAAUACUUCAUCUGUAACACACUAUCAAAGACUUCAACAGAAAUUUUUUCUGAUAUCUGUGCACUCCUUGUAGGAAAACAAAAGAUAAUUAUAUAAGAAUGCAAAAAAUUAAUAUUAGAAGCAUUAUAAGCUAUAUUAUGCCAUUGGAAGAUAAUGAUGAAAUUCAAUAAA